Molecule: messenger RNA, 2547 nt
Organism: Trichoplusia ni (cabbage looper)
Lineage: Eukaryota; Metazoa; Arthropoda; Insecta; Lepidoptera; Noctuidae
Exons: 2
Coding region: 481-2247 (588 amino acids)
Source: RefSeq, a predicted model, not a curated record
GGAACCGUAAGCGCACAUAGCACGGAACCCUAACAAUAUUAAUGCGCCGCCAGCAGAGUCGACUUUCGCAACCUUUUCUGUAACUUGGAAACUUCCAAAUGCAAAAUCAGCGGAACGUGGACGAAUGACGCAAAUACCGAUGUGGGAACGGAAAUGAAUUAUUUCUAUAUAUCAUUAUUAUAUCAAACUUCGAUUAGUAAUCACCAUUUUAAUUGUAAUGUAAUUUUAAUUCUUUUAAAAACUUCGAAUACAUAAUUUCCUUUAAGUAAAAUUAUCUGGUUUACUUUCACUCCUCCGACUGUAGAAAUCAUUUCUGGCGCAGUCGGUAGGAUACUCAAGAAGAUUAGGUUCGGUUCGCGUGAAGAUUUCCCCAAAAAUCGGAACGAAGUCCCGCGCGACUGACCGAUUUCGAGUAUCGAGAAUCUACGAGUUUCUACGGUCGAGGUGAAUCCAGCCAUUGAUUCAGAUAGACACCAGAUAAUGUGGCCAUUCCUGAUGCUUCAUCUCCUGCUUCUAAAUCCGGUGUUAAUGCAAGAGAUCCGACUUGAAAGUCUUAACGAUGGACCUGGUAUUCUACCCUUCAAGUUAGGAUCAGCUAAAGUAAUAUCCCAUUACCAUUCCUUCAUUCAAUACAUUGACCUUCACGAUCUAAGCGAUAGCAUACAAUCUAUAGAUAAUCAAUUACGUAAUUUUAGCCCUGAAUUACAUACUAAAACUAGAUCUCUAUUUGAACCUCAUGUCACUUACCUGGAAACUAAGCUUCAUAACAUAUUACAGCAGUUAAAAACCUUUGAAAGCGAUCGCGCGAAACGAGGUCUCGUAGACGGUUUUGGCUCCGUGAUAAAAAGCAUUACAGGAAACUUAGAUUAUACAGAUGCACAGCGUUAUAACCAAGCUAUUAAACUACUUCAGGAUAAUGAAAAUAAAAUAGUAACCGAGCUUAAUAGUCAUAUUACUUUGUCUAAAGAUUGGUCUGAACAUUAUUCAAAAAUUAUUGAUAGUAUAGUCAAAAAUCAAGGUCAGUUAGAAACUCUAUUUAGGAAAAUUAACGAUAGCAUAGCUUCUAGAGAUGAUGAUUUAAUCAAGUAUGCUCAUUUAGGUCAGAUACUUUUAAUACUAGGUGAUAACGUAGAUUCUGUUUCUCACGAGUUAUAUAAAUUAGAAAACGUAAUGAGUUUCAUUAGAACUUCCACUGUACAUCAUGGUAUCUUAAAUUUGGAUUCCGUACAUGUCAUGAUUGAUAAUGUUACGAACCUUUAUGGCAGGGAAAGGGUGAUAGAUUUAGAAAGUAGAGAAUAUUUUAAUAUAAUUAGGAUAGGAUCUUAUUAUGUAGGAAAUCGCAUAGUUAUAGUUUAUAAAUUCCCCAUUAUUCUCCCUUUUACAUAUGAUAUGUAUAAAUUAUCUAUUGUCCCAAAUCGUAAUAAUGAAGUUCUUAUUCCACCCCAUCCAUUCCUUGUCCUUAAUAAGAAAGAUUUCAAGUACAUAGAGGCAGAAUGCCCGAAGUCAAGUAACUGGUAUAUCUGCGAGAACAAGCAUAAUCUUCAAGGACAGCUCCCUCCAGACUGUAUCCAGGAGCUGAUCACUACCCAGAAGAAGAGCUCAACGUGCACCUCUGUCACUGUUGCCCUGACGACAUCAGCCUACGAGAAACUCGAUGACAAGCACUACAGCGUUAGCUUUCCCAUACCAACGAAAGCACACAUAUCCUGCAGUCAAGAUUCGUACAGAAUAUUACAAGGCAGUUACCUGGUCAUACUGCCCCACACCUGCUACCUGGAGACGUCACAAUUUACAAUAACGAACAUCAACGAUCGGCUGAAAGGUCAAGUCUUGAAACUGAUGGACAUUCCCAAAGAUGACACCACUAUCACGUCUACAGUCCCGAAGGCGAACCUGAACUCGAUCAACUUGGAUCAACUUCACGAGAUCAACACCAAGAUAUCUUUACAAUCACCCCUACAUUUGGAAGAAGAAACUGACUACACUUUGUACCACACGACUAUUCCUCUAUACGCAAUAAUAUUAAGUGCAGGCGCACUCAUCAUUGGUUUGAUAUAUCGACACUACCGAAUGAAACGAGCGAGCAGAAUCCCAGAAACUUCAGAUGAGAACAACUUGGGGAGACAAGCAAUAUACUCAGUUCCUGAAACUACCAAAAGGAUUGGGACCAAUCAACUUCCAGCUCAAUUCACGACAAAUGUCUUUCAUACUCGCUGUUCUACGGGGGGAGGUGUUACGGAACCGUAAGCGCACAUAGCACGGAACCCUAACAAUAUUAAUGCGCCGCCAGCAGAGUCGACUUUCGCAACCUUUUCUGUAACUUGGAAACUUCCAAAUGCAAAAUCAGCGGAACGUGGACGAAUGACGCAAAUACCGAUGUGGGAACGGAAAUGAAUUAUUUCUAUAUAUCAUUAUUAUAUCAAACUUCGAUUAGUAAUCACCAUUUUAAUUGUAAUGUAAUUUUAAUUCUUUUAAAAACUUCGAAUACAUAAUUUCCUUUAAGUAAAAUUAUCUGGUUUACUUUCACUCCUCCGACUGUAGAAAUCA